AUGGAUAGUGAAGAUGAACCAAAUUCAAAUGGUUUACUUUCACCUCCAUUAAAUGUAAUGACACAAACAAUUGCACCAAAUAAUUUUUUACUUUCAACUUAUAAAGAAAAUAUUCGUUCAAAUCUUGAUAUUCAUAAUGAUGAUCAUUUAGCUGCAGUUUCAAUGAAUAUACAUGAAAAUAUAAAAACAAGUAUAUCAUCAUAUAAAUGUUGUUUAUGUCGAAAAAUAGUUGACGAUGCUACAUUAACAUGUGCAAAAUGUGUUAAUACAGGUCGAUUUUGUCCAUCAAAACAUGAUACGUGUUCAAAUAAACGAAGACAAACAUUAAUAAAUAUGUUAAAUUCAAAUGAUUAUGAAGAAUUUCAGCAAUAUUCAAAUAAAUAUUCAAUUAAUACACCAGCUCAUUUACAAUGUUCUGAUCGAAUGUUUUUAUUGAAAAAAUUCAAUAUAGAAAAAAAGAUAUUACAAGCCGACUAUCAAACAAAAAUGGAGCCAGUAAUUCGACUACGUCAAAUGUCUGAAGAAAUUCUUGUACGAAAAAAUCGUCUUAAUCUUGUUAAUCAAUCUAUAAUACGAUUACGAGAACAAAUUGAACGAGGUAAAAAGGCUAAAACUGAAACUCAACAACGGGUGGAAAAAAGAAAUUCAAGAAUACAAUUAAUUAAGAAAAAAACACAUGAAAUCAACAUGGUAUUAAAUUCAUCGAAUGAUGAAAUACGAAAAAAAAAUGAAUUACGAAUUGAACAAGAAAAUAAAUUAUAUGUUAUUCGUCGACAACGUCUUAAUGAAGUUUAUAAAUAUAUAUUUCCUAUUGAACGUGUAUCAUCUAUUAAAGAAGAUCUUGCAUCAAGAAUAAGAGCUUUAUCAAGUGCUCAACAACCAAUUGUCGAUGAAACAAAUAGUUUUUGGUCAGAGAAUGAUGAAUUACCAAGUGUUGGAGGAGAUAGAUAUCAAAUUGUUGAUUCAUGUUUACCAGCUAAUGGAGAUUAUCAAAUUGAUAAACUUCUUCUCACAACUGAGGUUGACAAUAAAACUCCUGAUUCUGAUUCUCUUCAAUCAACACUUUCUCAUGAAUUAUAUGAAGUACUUUCAGCUUUAUCACAUGCUUGUCAACUAAUCAAUGUUAUUGCAUUUUAUCUUCAUAUUGCUUUACCAUUUCGUUUACAUCAAUUGGAAUUCAAUAAUAAUAAUUUAACAACAGAUCGUCUUCGUGGUGAUAUUGCUAAAUUAAAUGCAAAUAUAAUUACUAGUUGUAUAUCACAAGAUAUACCAAUAGAAAGUUCAAAUGUAACACAUACACUUGAAAAUUUAUUAAAACUACUUACAUUUAAGCGAUACCGUAGUCGACCACAACCAGUUGUAUAUUCUCAACAAUAUAUUGAUAUGAUGGAAGAAGAAGUUAAUGAAAUAAGUCGAGCCUAUGUUACUGAUUAUUGGUUUGAUGAUGUUGAAAAAGAUGUAAUUGAUCUUUUAAAUAGUGAUGAAUGGGAAACAAUACCACAAGAUUAUCUCAUACCGGAUGAUCCAUCGAUUCAUGAACGUAUUAAUUCCUUACCAUCAACAUCUGGUCAACAACAUCAAUCUGUUAUGAGUGGUUCAAUUGAUUUUUUGAGAAAUAGAGGUUCCAGCCUUUUCAAUUCAGUUUUUCGUAGUUUCGCAAAACCAUAA
Rotaria sp. Silwood2 is the source of this 1668-nucleotide messenger RNA. The record is from the annotation of a GenBank genome assembly. Lineage: Eukaryota; Metazoa; Rotifera; Eurotatoria; Philodinida; Philodinidae.